AGCCCUGCCUUGGAAGCGAAGCUACAGCAAGCUAGAAGCUAUAUAGUUCAUAGCUGGGAACUACUUGUGACUCCGGAGUCGUUGGCUACCUAUUUGCUGGGCCCAGAGACCACUCAUGAGGCCUUAGCACUCUCUAGAGGUAGUUUCUGUUUUUUAUUUGGCACCAUGCUUUUAGCUAACUUUUACAUUGCUUUCAUUUCUUUUCUUUUCAGAAGAAGAAAGUGAGGAUAUGGCACUGAAAAUGGACAAAGCUUUGUUGGCCCAACUUAAGGCUGAGAGAGCAAAACAAUCGUUUGGGGCCGUAGCUCCAAAAAGGAAGAGCUUUCGUCUCCAGAAAGAGCUAAAUGUUGAUAGCUUUCUGGAUGCCAAUCUUUCUAAUGACCCUGCUCUUGACUUAGUGGUUGAGCAAAUUGUUGAAGAAGAGGCUGAGAGAUCAAAAAGAAAGGCGAAGGGAGCAGCUGUGGAGAGUACCCCUCUUGCUAAAAAGAGGAAGGCUUCUAUUGGCCCCUCUGUGUUGGGUAACUACCAAGAGGCUCUUGAGCGUGCUUCUAGGCUGUUGAGUACAACUGAUAAAGAUUUAAUGGCCGAGAUGUCUCUCCAGGCUGUUGGGGAGCAAAUGUUGGCUGCGGCUCGUGGCCGAUAUCUCACCUCCCAAAGCCAUAGCCUGGGGAAACAGGUGGUCACCCUUACAGAGGCUAACAUGAAGCUCACAAAGCAGGGAGCCACCAGCCACCAUGAUGGCAGAACUUAAGAAGAUUAUUGGUGAAAGGGACGCCGCCCUUCAGUUGAAAAGGGGGUUGGAAGAGGAGAGAGAUGUUGCCGUGGCAACUGCUAGGAGCUUGGAGCAGAAAAUUCUGGAGUGGAAUGGUGAGCUCGAGAAAUGUAAGACCACAAGUCAAGGGAUGGUGGAAAAAGUGAGGAGUGCCCGUAGGGAUGCUAUUUCCCUCUUCCUACAAUCCCUUGAGUAUCGUCAAGACUUAACCCAGCAGUAUUUUGAUGGGUUUGAAGCAAUGAAGAGCCGUGCUGCCUUGGCUUUCCCUAAUUUGGAUUUUUCCAAAUUUGAGGUUGAUGAUGAUGAGGGGCUCUCAUGUCUAGACGGGGGACAGAAGGAGGAGGACCAAGAUGAUGAUGCGACCUCCAAAGAUACAUCCAUUCCGAGCUCUUCGAUCACAUCCCUUCUCCAAACUCCAGAAAAGGUCUCUCUCUCUUUUGAAACUCCAACUCCAGCUGCAACACUUCCUGGCCCAUCAUCUAGUGAUGGGCAGGUAACUGAAGUUCCAAUCUCUGGCCUUUGAAUGGCCGAAGAAACAUUCAAUUUACUGGGUCUGUAACUAAACACUUUAAUACUUUCAUACUUUAACUGUGUUUGUUUGGGAGUGGCCUUUACUCCCGCCUGGCUGGUUGACUAUUAGAACUUUGUUCUUUUUGAUAACUGUGGGGAUAAUCUCAGUGAGAUCAUGUUUAGUGGCCCUUUGGAGGCUAUUCGUUUCAAAAAUAUGACAGAUACAAUGAAAGCGUAC
Molecule: messenger RNA, 1520 nt
Organism: Rhododendron vialii
Lineage: Eukaryota; Viridiplantae; Streptophyta; Magnoliopsida; Ericales; Ericaceae
Exons: 2
Coding region: 230-751 (173 amino acids)
Source: RefSeq, a predicted model, not a curated record